Messenger RNA from Falco peregrinus (peregrine falcon), 8196 nucleotides. RefSeq names its product membrane bound O-acyltransferase domain containing 2 (gene MBOAT2). Gene Ontology annotation, molecular function: acyltransferase activity. Gene Ontology annotation, cellular component: membrane. Gene Ontology annotation, biological process: lipid modification. Bases 148 to 1704 code for a protein of 518 amino acids. Lineage: Eukaryota; Metazoa; Chordata; Aves; Falconiformes; Falconidae. The record is from RefSeq and is a predicted model, not a curated record. The transcript is spliced from 13 exons.
CCGGCCCCUUGUUGUCACGGCGCCGUGCGGGGCUGGGGCUUUUCGCGCCGUCGCCACCGUUGUUGCCGCCGCCGCGGGAGCCCGGGAGGGGAGCGGUUCCCUGGCCUCGUCGCCCGCUCUCCUGGCGCGGGGGGAGGCGCCCUCGCCAUGGCCACCAGCACCACGGGCUCCACGCUGCUGCAGCCCCUCAGCAACGCUGUGCGGCUGCCCGUCGACCAGGUCAACUUUGUAGUGUGCCAACUGUUUGCCUUGCUUGCGGCUAUUUGGUUUCGAACAUACCUUCAUUCAAGCAAAACUAGCCCAUUUAUAAGACAUGUUGUUGCAACCCUCUUGGGCCUUUAUCUUGCACUUUUUUGUUUUGGAUGGUAUGCCUUACAUUUUGUUAUACAAAGUGGAAUUUCCUACUAUAUCAUGAUCAUUAUAGGAGUGGAAAAUAUGCACAAGUAUUGCUUUGUUUUUGCUUUGGGAUACCUCACUGUGUGCCAAAUUACUAGAGUCUAUAUCUUUGAUUAUGGACAGUAUUCUGCUGAUUUUUCUGGUCCAAUGAUGAUAAUUACACAGAAGAUCACUAGUUUGGCAUUUGAGAUUCAUGAUGGAAUGUUUCGGAAAAAUGAAGAUUUGACUCCAUCACAGAGGUGCUUGGCUGUAAGACGCAUGCCAAGUCUACUGGAGUAUUUAAGUUACAACUGUAAUUUCAUGGGUAUCCUGGCAGGCCCAUUAUGCUCUUACAAAGACUAUAUUACUUUCAUUGAAGGCAGAUCAUACCAACUGCAACAGUCUGAAGCAAAUGGGAAGGAAGAUACAAAAUAUGAACAAACGGAUCCUUCUCCAAAUAUAGCUGUGGCACAGAAACUCUUAAUCUGUGGACUGUCCUUACUCUUCCAUAUGACUAUUACAAAAACUUUGCCUGUGGAAUACAACAUUGAUGAUAACUUCAGAGCUACAGCAUCGUGGCCUGUAAGGUUUUUCUACCUAUAUGUAUCUCUUAUGGCUGCCAGACCCAAGUAUUAUUUUGCAUGGACUUUAGCAGAUGCAAUUAAUAAUGCAGCAGGGUUUGGUUUUAGAGGCUAUGAUAAAAAUGGAGUUACGCGUUGGGAUCUAAUAUCAAAUCUGAGAAUCCAGCAGAUAGAGUUUUCCACAAGUUUCAAGAUGUUUCUUGAUAAUUGGAAUAUCCAAACAGCUCUUUGGCUUAAAAGAGUGUGCUAUGAGCGAGCCACCUUCAGCCCAACGAUCCAGACCUUCAUCCUUUCUGCCAUCUGGCAUGGGGUUUACCCAGGAUAUUAUUUAACGUUUUUAACAGGAGUACUAAUGACACUAGCAGCACGAGCUAUAAGAAACAAUAUCAGACACUAUUUUGUUGAAUCUCCUGCUGUUAAACUAUGUUAUGAUAUUAUAACAUGGAUGGCAACUCAAGUGGCAAUAAGUUACACAGUCGUACCGUUUGUACUGCUCUCUGUAAAACCCUCUUUCACCUUUUACAGCUCCUGCUAUUUCUGUCUCCAUAUUGCUAGCAUCCUGGUGUUGUUGGUAUUUCCAUUGAAAAGAACUCAAAAAGGAAGUAAAACACAUGAAAGCGUCCAGCCUGUGUGGUCCAAAAAACUAGAAGAAGAAAAUCUUUUGCAAAAGAACAAUUAUUCCACAACAAAUAAUAGUUUCAGUCAGAAGCAAGAAAUAACCUGCAGAUAUCAAGCAUUAAAACAGUGAUUGAGGAAAUACUAUGAUGAAUAUAUUUUGUAUGUUUUCAGAAACCCAUUUUUAGCACCUUUUAAAGGGGUUUGUAUUUGUUUGCAAAGAUGUUUAGUAAGAAAAGAAUGCAUUUACCUAGGAAAAUCACAUACAAUAGCAAGACUGGAAACAAAACAAAAUAACCCCUCCCAUGCCAUGUCCCUGUGGGUCACGCCUUAUAUGAAGAUAUUACCAUUAUUUCAAUGGGCACUCAGGACUUGCAGCGUAUGUCCAUAGGGUCAUAUGUGUGCCCUUUGCUGAAUGUACGUUGUGUAUCCCAAGGCACUGAUGGGAUGGAAUAAAAUUGUGUCAAUCUAGGAUUAACAAAUGGAAGUUUUCCAAAUGAAUGACUUGCCUUAAACCCUCUAUUUACUGAAAUAUUGUUUCUAAGUGGGUAUUUUCAAGUUUGAUUUUUAUGUGGAAAGCAUAUUUCAAAUAUAUAAUACUAUAUGCUAUAAAGAAGAUAAAACCAGAAAAUGCAAAGUGAUUAGAAGGUUUUUGAAUCUGUAAAAGGGAAUUGCAAUAAGCAUCUCAGUAUUUGGAGGGUUUUCUUAAAGUACUCAAACUAGUACAGUACAGUACAGAACUGUAAACUUUACUGAUGCCAAAUUAUAGUUAGGUUUCUUUUGAUAAAGAGUAUAAUUACACAUAGCCCUUCUGAAUGCAUUAAAAAAAAACAUGAAACACCUGAAGGUUCACCUUUUCCAGGGCUUGAAAGCUCUAAUCUAGGUUUAAAGUAAAAGAAAGUACUUAAAACCAAUAAAACACUGCCAACUAGUCUUUGCAGCUAGAGAAGGAAAGGCAGCCAGAAGACACAGAGGACAAUGUGCAAGCACCAGGAUUUCCACAAAAGUGCAUUUUCUGCUUAAAUACCAGAAAUACUUGUUUUAGAAUAAAACUUUUACAAAAAAAUAUUUUUAGUAAUUUAAAGGUAUUUUGAAUUUUCAGGCAUACACUAGUUAGUUGAUGAUGCUUUCAGUAUCAAAUAGUAAAACUACCUUGAGCUCUAGUGCAUAGGUAGUCAAACAUGAAAUUACUAUCGUAACCGAUUUCCAUAUGCUUGAUAAUUGAUGGCCCUUUAUCCAAAGAAGUAUAUGAAUUUGAGGUAAACCUUUUUAAUGAGAAUUUUACGUGCAAAGUUCACAUUGUAUUUGUGGGCAACAUAAUGAAAGAAAUCCUUCAGAGUAUCUGACUUACUGAGUUACGGAAGUGUGUCAAGGGAAUAAUGCAGUGGUUUUAUCUAUUCCAGUUCAUUUAUUGUGAUGAUGGUUCCUGCUAGAGUACUGCUAUUAAAGGGCUACAUUUUAAUUGCUUAUAUUCUGUAUUUUCAUAUAAUUUUUAAGUAAACACGAACUGUUUAUCCACAUGGGGUUUUUUUUAGCUUUAAAACUGACACAAAAUACUACUGGAGAAAAAUAAUGCAGCCUGUUAAUAACCUACAAAUUAAUGAGAAAAAUUUGGUCGUAAUAUUUUGAACCUUAGGUUUUUCAUCAAAUAUCUGGCACUAGUGGGGUGAAAAUUCUUGGUACUGGAAGUGCAGUGAUGGGCCUCAGCUUUGAGAAUACUACCGUACAAAAAUAAUCACAGCACUUCUGGCUUACUUCCUAGAGAACCAGCUCCCAAGUCAGGUCAGGUUGUUUCCUUGCUGUGAUGGUUCUGUGUCUGGCCAUUGGCUCCUUGCCAAAAGAUAACUCCAGGAAGAUAACAUACCUUUUCCAUGUAUGUAGGUUAGCACUAAUUAACCUGCACAGUUAGAGGGAACUCAAUGUGAAAUUAGUGGAUGAGUCUGUUAGGUGAGCAGGAUGUUUGUUGUUUCAGUGGCAGCUGUAUUAUCUUUAAGAUAAAAUAAUCUGUGUUCCAAAUAUGUGCUUUGAUUACCCAAGUAGACUUCCCCUUACCUGGGGUCAUGGUUGUCAUAUGCUUCUUUGAAACGGCAUUGUGUCUUUUCUCUGUUGUUUAUAAGGGCACACUAAUUUCUUUAUGUUUAAUUAUCCUUAUUAGAUACAGAAUCAGGAAAGAUUUUUUUCAAUUUCCUAUUUUCAAAGGAAUAUUUACAUAAAAUAAAUUAGAAUUGCAUAUUUCUGGGUGGGUAAGUAGGACUAGGGUCAAUUCUUUCAGAAUUUGUUGCUGUUCAACUGAAAUUCAUCUUGAUGGUGCAGUCUAUCCAAACAAGCACUUUUGAAUGCCAGAACAAGAUCUAAUGUGCCAUUUUUCCCAUUAGUGUUCUGGCACUCUUGUUUUGGCAUGUGUGUCCAUAUGUGCGAUAAGAGGCUUACUAAUUCUUCGUUAUGAAGUAUGAAAACAGUUACAAGCACUCCCAGAAAAUAAGCAGGUUUAGGAUAGUGAAGACUGGUACUUGAAGGUGGGUGAAUUCACAGGUACAGUUUUGUUCAGAACUUUUGUAUAUGGGGCAGCUAGAACGGCUAAGAAAAUAUUGACAUGCUUUAGUCGGGCACAAGUGGCAAGGUAAGGGUUUCAGGACUGGACAUGACUGGUGUCUGUGUGCAAUACAGUUACUUUUUUCUUCAUGAUUUGAACCCCUUAAAUAAUUGCAACAAGAAAAUUAUUACAAUUUAUUAGUUCUGCACAGAAUUUAUUUGUAAGUUUAGUCUUAGAAUUUAACCCUUAAAAUGUUAUUUCUGUGUAUGAAACUACUUUGAACCAAAAUCUGCUCUUCAUGCAAAUGAAUUCUCUGAGGGACUAUGGAAAGAGGUGUUUUGUUUUAAAGGCAGCGCUCUGAUUUUAGUCGAACUGGGAUUUUGUUCUUGUUUUCCUUCUGUUUUACUAGUUUUCUGCCUUGCUAUCACACUGGAUCUUUUUUAUCCAUUCAGUCAGAAAGUCAAGAGCAGCCAGCCUCGAUGCUUUAGAUAAUGUGUAGGUUUUGCACACAUCAUUUUAUAUUACUGAAUUUGAAAGGAUGGUGGUGAUGUACUGUUGUUCUUGCGGAGAAAAACAGUAGAAAGUAAAUUCCUAUAAAUGUUUUGGGCAUGAAGGAAACAUGGUUUUAAGUAUUCUUUCACUUACUAAUUAAUGUAUAUCCAAAAGGUAAAAGUGUUCUCUAUGUUGCAGAUCAGCACACUAUGAAAAGUAAAUACAACAUAUCGUUAAUGAUUUUAUGGUGCUUUGCGGAUAUUUGCCUAUUGUGAACAAUUUGUUCAGGCACUUAAGGAGUUAAUGUUAGUUCGUAAAUGUAGUCACCCUGAUAGUUACUAUUUGCUUGCUUAACCUUUUUUAACCUUUAUGAUUCUGUAUUAAUGAAAGAGAUCUAUAUUAUGUAUUUAAAUAAUACUUUCAGUGGUGCCUACUACUGUUGUAAUCGGGAAGGCUUUGUUAGCUUUACAGUUACAGAUAUGCCCUUCUUAUUCGGGGAAACUUACUCUUCUACGACCAUUCCUUAAGUUGACAUGUCGACAAGAUUUCAGUAAUAGGUGACAUUUUAAAAUACAUUACCAUGCAAAAAUAUUGGCAUGCAUUUCCAUAUGCUCUUGAUAACAAAUCAUACUUCAGUGACAACACUUUACAAAGAGAUCUUUGUUUAUUUCCCUGCUCUACACUGACCCAUGGUAUAAGUUUUACCAGUAUAGUAUUUUAUUUAUUAUAAAAAUUUUACACUUAAAUAGCUUGUUCUGUUUCUCCUGUGGGAAUAAGUAAUAUUCAUAUAAAUGCUAUGUUUGUAUGACAGGAUGCACGCUCGGUGGUUGUGCCUCUUUUAAUGGUGUUGAUUUGGUUAGUGGUAAAAUAUCCUCUGAUGCAGAGGAAAUGUUAUGAGAUCCUCACCUCCUGUCAAAUUCAUAUAAAAAGUAAUUUUAACAGAGUCUGGAUUUUUCUCUCAGAAGCUUUGCUAACAAAUUGUUGACAAUUUGCUUAAAUACAUGGUCAAAUGUGUCCUCAUGUUUGCCUGCAAAUGUGUCACUAUUGCUUAUGUGUUAACUUUCACGUGCUCAACUUUGUAAGUUGGCCUUGAAUGAUAAAGAAAUUUAAAAGCACAAGUUACAGUAAUUUAGGCUUUCAUUUCCUCUAUCCUUAAGUCUUUUCACUUUGUAAUUCUCAUUGAAUUCUGAAAUCAGAUUUGAUAGUAUUUUGUUUUCAAUGAAAAUUUGGAAGUAUUGCCAUUUAUGCUGAAAAGCGAUCAGUGUUAGGAAAAACAGAUAUGGAAAUAAAGAUUUUAAUAUGAUGUAGACUCUACAUAUAAAAAUACAUAUACGUUGGUUCUGUACUGUUUCAUCAUAGCAUUUCACUACAUGAUUAGCCUUUAUGUAUUUAUUUAGGUCUAGUAAUACUCUGCACAGCACGUGGGAGUAUUUUCAGAUUUCCAAAUCAGUUGGCUCUAAGUAUUUAAGUAUUUAAAUGCUAUGCUGAAUAAGUAUCUAAGCAGAAACUGUAGUGAAUUGGGCUUAUAUCCAGACAGAUCUGGUAAUCUAAUGAGAGUAAGCUAGAUUGCACUGUCAGUCUUGAUCUUCUUCAUAGUCAGGACGGAAAAGCUGGCUGUGAAGAAGCCAUGGUAAGAAGGUGUUCUGUCAGUGGCCGGGAGGUUUUGCCACAGAGUUCCUGGGGGAGCUUAACCCUCCAUGCAGAGCUUGACAGAGGAUCUACUUGCUUGUGACCCAGGCCACAGCUGUUCUGUGCUACAUCUACCUGCAUUUUUGAUGUGUUUGCUCUCUUAACCUAGACAUUUUACAAACACCAUGAAAUCCAGGCAUCCCCGAAGUCACCCUGCAAGGUUAGAACUGUGAAUAUUGCAACAGUUGCUUAUUAUGGUGAAAACUAAAUGGAAAAGAAAAAGAUUAAUUCCUUAAAAACUUGUUUUGAGCUGAGCUUUUUGUAUGUUUUUUACAAAACCUAACCACAAACUGUAUCUAUUUUCAUCCAAUUACAUGUUUAAAGCAUAAUUUUGCUCACUUUACGUAUACAAAUGUGCAAAAGCAAAUUGUGCCACUUCAUCAUCUGUGCAUUAGCUGUGUGUCCAGUGACUGACUUAGGCCUGGGUUUGGUUUUAGAUGUUUUAGGUUUUCUAAAAGCCAUGUGCAUAUCCAUAUAAACAUUGUGGAAGCGUUAUGAAUUGACAAACUGUAGUUAAAUAUAGUGUGCAUAAAUAUACUUCAAAUAGGCCAUAUCAAUGUUGGCGUGAGGCUGGUGUUGAGCCCUCCAGUUGUAUACUACGUCUGCUGAAGACUGCUGGGGCUCCAUUCUCAGGAUGCUAAGCUUCCUGCUGCCUCAAGUGAAAACAGAAUCUGUUGGUUAUACUUUUAAGUGGAAAGUGAAGGGCUUCUUUUACUCUGUUGCAAAACCAACCCUUGCAGGAUAUUCUGCUGCAGGCUACAAAUACAAAAUUUUACUUCAGAUACAUGAUUGAAAUCUAGUUAGGGUCACUUUUGGAGGAAACUUUGUAUUGAUAGUGACUCAGUCUAGCACCUUAUUCCAAACAAACCUCUUGGCAAAAGAGAGAUCUCUGCACAAUCUCUUCCCUUCCUUUUGUUCUCUGAGGGAGAAAUACCCCAAGCUGGAUUUUCGUUUAGGUUUCACUACAAUAUGUCAUAUGAACAGAUAGGUGUGGUCCAUGCUCUAGUCAGAUGAGGCUUCCAGGCUGUGAGGAUGUUAUCUGAAACAAAAAAUAGAGGAACAGGGUGCCUAGAGACCGGUAAUCAGCAUAGUGCAACACUACGUGUUAAAGGUGCAACAAUCUUUUGUCACGAUAAGUUAAGGAGUAUUUGCCUAUGCAUACUUUGCCUUUCUAUGUGUUUAUCAGUUCUCUUUACAUCUUUUCUUUGUACCUUCUUUUGUCCAGUGGUGUUGACUAUUUCUAUGAAGAAUCUUCUGAUGUGUCUUACUGUGACAAAGGUGUCAAAAUGAUACGUUAGUAAUUAGGUAGUUACUCUUAAAUCCCAGACCUCAGAUGUGUUCUAGAUCAGAUAGAAGAGAACAUUCAAAAUUUAUUGAAUGAAUAAUAGUUUAAGAUGGGUGAUAUAGCAUUAUUCAAAGAUGUUGUAAUAAGUUACUCAAUUUAAGAAUUUAAAAUAUGGAACUUUGUUCUUUCCUGCCUUGGUUACACAUUCAAGGGAGUAGUUUUACCUCAAUGCAGUAGUUACACCUCCAACUACCCAUAUGUUAAGGCGAGAAAGCACCCCUAAAAGUGGAUAGCUACAGUAUUCCUAAAUUUGCCUUUCCAGGUUCAGAUUAUAAUGCAUUGUCAGUGAAUUUCAUUUUUAUUAUUCCAAAAUAUAUAUUUUUUAAAAAGUGUUAUUUUUCAACAGAUCCAUAAACUAAGUGUUGGUGUAUGGUAAAAUUAAAAUACCACUGUUAGUUACACUGUGUUUGUGAUAUUUUAAUAAUUACUUAUUUCUAAUUUGUCUCAGCAGUGCUGCAGAAGCAGCAUGCUGUUAUGUUUUAAAGGUGUUUUUAACUUGCCUAUAAAUGUUUUUUUUCUAAUUUGUGUCUUUAAAUCUGAUUAAACUGUAGUUUAAAAAAAGUGAA